Molecule: messenger RNA, 3555 nt
Organism: Ostertagia ostertagi
Lineage: Eukaryota; Metazoa; Nematoda; Chromadorea; Rhabditida; Trichostrongylidae
Source: the annotation of a GenBank genome assembly
AUGCUGUCGGGACGAUAUUCUCAUAUAUCAAUUUUUACUCUAAUUCAGGUGUUUGCUGUUUUGAGCAGAGAAGCUUCAAAAAGGAAAAAGGAGUAUGCAUCUGCUGGCUUACUAGCUUGCGCUCUUUUUUCACGAAGUCUUCCGUACCCGAAAGGUACGCAUUGGUUGCUGGAAAAAGUCGGCGACAAUGUUCGAAAAGCUCUUGAUCCAAGUGAGGAUGAAGAUCAAUCCGAUGAAGAGCAGAACAGUACCACUACAAAAGAAGCUAAAUUAUCCGAGUUCAUCAGUCAAAAUAUGGCUGCAUUAGCCAAGGCAGUCGGUGCAUUCUCUGAAGGAAAAGAUGCGGCUCCCGCGAUCGAUGCACUCUGCUCCUAUCUAACGUCAUCGGCGCUGUUUUGGAAAGCAAAACAGACGUUAGCAAUAUCACUUCUGGAUUUGAGUGGGAGCUGGCAAUUACACUCACCAGCAGAAGUAAGUAAGUUGGUUGAGGCGCUGCUGUCGGCGGCUGAAGAAAUGAUGGGUCAACAAAGGAAAUCCAUAGCAAUGCAAUGUAUAGCUGUAAUUUCGAAGAUGACUCAACGUAAGGAGGUCUUUGCAAUUCAGUGGGACCAAAUCAAAACAAAAUGGGAAACGAGUCGAGUGGUCCAGGAAACCGGCUUAUUUGACGAUCUCGCUAGUCUGAAUUUGGGUGCUGUUAAUGAAGUCGAACAUUGUGGCAUGUCGUCAAGUAAGUUCAGCGAUGGCAGCAGAUCGAGGGUUGCUCAUAGAUCGAGUGCUGCUUCUGAUGAGAUGCUGCAGUCGUUAGAACACAAGCGGCUAGCACUAGCUAAGAUCGCCGCGUCUAUAGGCGCAAAGAAAGCCGGUGCAAAAGGAGGAGUUAGCGUUAAGCAGUAUGGUAAUGGUGCUGUCGCAAAAGGACCUGAUGCGAAGAAGAAGAAAAUCAUCCAUAGCGACGACGAUGAGGACUUUAUUGUAGACGAUGAAGCUGAGGAUGCGGAUGAGGACUUCAUGCUCAGUGAUGAGGAGGAGAAACGCCCACGCAAGAAAAGAACGGGACCUGAUGCGAAGAAGAAGAAAAUCAUCCAUAGCGACGACGAUGAGGACUUUAUUGUAGACGAUGAAGCUGAGGAUGCGGAUGAGGACUUCAUGCUCAGUGAUGAGGAGGAGAAACGCCCACGCAAGAAAAGAACGGGUCUCGAUUCCUGGCUGAAGGGUAGGCCAAAGAAGUCGGCAUCUAAUGUGUCCAAAGAAUCCACCACCAAUGCUUUAGGACUGGGACGGUCAGGAACAACAGAAAAAGUCCGGACGUUGUCUGAAUCAAGCGAAGAGGAAUGGUUAUGCAAACCACGAUUAGAUGAAAAUGCAAAGCGUAUGAAGACUCAUGCAUCAGAUUCCCCUAUAAAGAAACGUUCGCGUAUCAAAGCGGUUUUCUCUGAGGAAAGUGAUGAAGAUCAAGAGGAAAAUCUAACGUCUGCCUCCACGUUGAAGAAAGUAGCCAAAGCUGCUGCUAAACACGGCCGGAAACGAAAAGGAUCCUCCGAUGAGGAGUAUCUUGGUGAUGGUGGUAGUGAUAAGGGCUCCUAUCGCGGCGGCCGCUCCUCAGAAGAAGCAACUUCGGAUAGUGACGAUGACGAACAUCGCCCACGUAACGAAGAAGAGGACGACGUUAUGCUUGCAUGUCUCGAAUUUUUCAACACAUCAACACGCUCACAACUUACUUCCACUCCACGAAUGACUGAAAGAAUCGUGUCGCAAAUCGUCGAACGUCGGCCGUUCAAUUCUUUUGCUGAAUUGGAAUCUGCUAUCUCGGAAAUUCCACGGGGGACUGGGGCCCUGAACGCCUACAUGGAGUUCCUUGAAAAUCGUGGUGUUUUGGAGAAAAUUCUGGAUGACUGCAAGGAUCACUCUCUGUCCGUGGCCGCGGAGUUCGAGAAGUGUACUCAUCGUCGUCUCAAGCCGGCGCUAUUAGAUGAAAAGUGUACACUCCACGAAUAUCAGCACGUAGGCUUGAACUGGCUUGUGAUGAUGCAUGAAAAGGGAUUCAACUGUAUACUUGGUGAUGAAAUGGGUCUCGGCAAGACGAUUCAAGUCAUAGCCUUCAUAGCUUAUCUGAAGGAAGCAAACGUUCGCGGUCCGCAUCUCAUAGUUGUGCCGUCGUCAACGAUUGAAAACUGGAUGGCGGAAUUCAUCAAAUGGUGCCCAAAAGUUCGCUUGUUAACUUAUUAUGGAAGUCAAGAGGAGCGGCGGCAGCUCAGACACAUGGCUAAGAAGAAGAAGGAGAAUAUUGAUGUCAUUCUCACAACAUAUAAUAUGAUCUCAUCGAAGCAUGAUGACAAGAAGUUCUUUAAGAACUUCAGUAUUCAUUAUGUUGUUUACGACGAGGGUCAUAUGCUCAAGAACUGUGGUACGGAUCGCUAUCGGAAUCUUAUGAAAGUUAAGAGAUUGUGUUUGCAGCAAGGUCCUGCUCUUGAGUCAGGUUCAUGUUCCAUGUAUCAAAAGGAUAGGAUAGAGCAGGCAAAGUUGAUUUUGCAGCCGUACAUGCUCAGAAGACUGAAGACUCAGGUUUUAUACCACUUGCCAGAGAAACACGAAGAAGUUAUAGAAGUGGAAAUGUUGGAAAAUCAAAAAGAGUUAUAUGAAAAUGUAUUAGAUAGCCGUAACGACGCCAUUAUUUCGUUUCAGUGUUCGAGGUGUAGACGGGACACAAACAAUGCUUAUGGAGCUCUGAUGCGUUUGAGACAAGCAGCAAAUCAUCCACUGCUGAGACGGGUUCAAUAUACGGAUUCGUUGCUGGACAAGCUGGCGAAAACUCUAUGUGCCAAAGAGAAGCCAUACGAGAAGAAAAAGUGGGAAGACGUUGCCGAAGAUCUGUCCUAUCAGUCUGAUUUCCAAAUUCAUCAAAUAUGUGAAAAGUUUCGUAGCACGAAGAAAUUUUUGCUCUGCGAAGAUUUGGCACUCGAGUCAGGAAAGUGUCAAGUGUUGGACAAGCUAUUGCCGAAUAUCAAGGCAAAGGGAGAUAAAGUGCUGAUAUUCUCGCAAUUCACUUCAAUGCUUGACAUUCUCGAGGUGUACUUGCGCAUUCGACAAUAUUCAUUCAGACGGUUGGACGGCUCGACACCAGUGAUGGAUAGACAAGAGAUGAUCAACGAGUUCAACAAUGAUCCGGAACUUUGUGUAUUUCUUCUAUCAACCCGUGCGGGAGGUUUGGGCAUCAACCUGACAUCAGCAAAUCACAUAAUUCUUCAUGACAUCGAUUUCAAUCCAUAUAAUGACAAGCAGGCUGAAGAUCGAUGCCAUCGCAUGGGACAGGAGAAGGAGGUCUUCGUGACUCGGCUAGUCAGUAAAGAUACUGUUGAGGCUGAUAUCCACUGUUUGGCGCGGAAAAAGCUACAACUUGAAAAAGCUGUAACAGAUGGAAUUAAAGGGCAGCUAGAAGAAAACGAUGAAGUGUCACGUGGAUCAGCAGAAUCGAAGGAAGAGAAGCCAGACAGCGAUACUUUAUGCCUCCUCCUCAAUAGUGCCCUCAAACGGAAGUCUCAAGACAAUACGGCUUGA